AUGUGUGUAAUAAUUAAAUAUCUAUACACACAUACAUACACAUACAGAUGCAGAGAUUAUAUCAAAUUAUCAUUGCAAAAGGAGUCCACCUCACUUGUGAAUAAUCCUUAUAAUCAAGUGAAAAAGACGGGGACACCUUCAACAUUCAACAACAACAACACCAACAGCACUACAUCCAGUUCUAAUCAUCAACUGGAUGAAAUUGAUCAUGAAGAAUUAGAAUCAAUCAUCUCUUUAAUAAAUGAUCAUGAUCACCAUUUAACGGAUCAUUAUAAUCCGAUUGAAAACUUGAAAAAUCAUCAUCAAUAUUAUCAACAAGUAUUGAGUUCAAAUUGUAUACCACAACUCCAACGACAGAAACACGAAGAGAAUCAUAAUAUACACCACCACCAACAACAACAACCGCUGUACUCUCCGCCUAGACAAUACAAAUACUUAGAAAGACAACUCAACGAAUACAAACACUGUGAUGUCUUAGAUGUUCAAGAUGAAGAAGAACGGCUACUAUUACAUGACUUAUUCUUUAUAUGUAAUUAG
This is a messenger RNA of Trichobilharzia szidati, 537 nucleotides long. NCBI's taxonomy places the organism in Eukaryota, Metazoa, Platyhelminthes, Trematoda, Strigeidida, Schistosomatidae. The record is from the annotation of a GenBank genome assembly.